Molecule: messenger RNA, 10567 nt
Organism: Amoebophrya sp. A25
Lineage: Eukaryota; Dinophyceae; Syndiniales; Amoebophryaceae
Source: the annotation of a GenBank genome assembly
GGUAUUUCCUUCUUGAAUGCAUAGUCCGGAUAAAAAAAGCCUAGAGUAAUUGUCGCUUCAUCGUCGUGGGCUGCGCUGUAGUCUGUCGUAGCGCAUCAACUGCAGCGGUAGCUCCAAUCGCUUGCAAUAUGAAAGGGCAACCUGGUGCCUCGACGAGAGCCUCCGCUGGCAAUGUCUUCCCGAAUAAAGGCAAGAGUAAGACCUCGCCCAAGAAGGGACAAGUCGUUCUUGCUGAACGAGAGGGUGAAGUAGCAAAUAUGGAGGUGGCCGCGACCGCGGUGAUUCCAGGUUCCACCGAGACAUCACAUCCGUCGUACACCUUUGAGCCUGGACCUCGAACAGCAGGGGAUAAAAACGCAAAUUACAAGGUUUCCUACGCUGGUGCUGAUGUGGGUGGUGGUAAAGGCAAGAGUGGGAAGAAGGGUACGAAGAUGAAGAUAGCCAAUGGUUCGCGUGGUCGUGCUGAGGGCGAGGCAGCAGACUCGGAAGGUGCUCCGCUGGUAACUGACAGUACAAGUAGGACGAGUACAACAAGUAGCAAAGCAACUGGGGACAGAACUGCCAGUCAUACAAGAACGUUGGGUAACGGUAAAAACCACAAGGGCACUUCUUCGUCUUCGUCGUUUAGCACUACUAAGAGUAAAACCAAAGGACAGCAAGGAGGGAUGAAGGGCGCAGGCAAGUUUUCGCGUGCUGUCGAGGGCGAGAGUGCUCUCCCGAUAUCGAAGGGAAACAGGAGCAAAGGUAAGAGGCCUUCUUUCCUCCGUGCUGAAGGUGAAGUCGCUGAUCCAAUGAGUGCUUUUGAUCGUACCGUGACACAAGAAAAGUCCAGGGGACGAUCCAAGAUCGAUGAUGAGGUCUUUCUGCUGCCAGCUGACAUACGAGAACGGCGUGUGAAUGAGAUCCAGAACGGUCUCGUACCACAAGCCAUGUCUAGUGGCGGCGGCCCAUUUUCAGUGAUAGACAGAGAAGUGCAAGUGCAGAGAUAUCGGGAAGAAAGGGAGAAAUUAGGAACAGGAAUUGGCGGAGCUCGUGCUUCAUCUAGUACAGGGCAACAACAUUCUCAGUCUCAACAACAUCAAGGGACGAGAAGUAGUGCUGGAAACAGGGACACCAAUGCAGAACAAGAUCCGGUAGGAGGGUUUUUUCGUGCACUUGGCGCUUCUGUCGGUGCGGUUGGUGAAGCUCUAUUUGGAGCUGCUGGGGGUGACGAAGCAAAGGAUAAGGAGGACCCAUCAAAGGCAAAAUCUAGUGCCCAGGAACAGAAUCCUCACCAUCAUGCCAGGCGUUCGCAAGAAUUGCAGACUAGGAAAGCUGCAGCUAAGCAACGUUAAGGCCACAAGGAAUCCAUCUUCACACGCAGUCCAUCUUCACACACGGGCAUGCAUAGACCGGAAAAACUGGGCCCCGUGUAGUAUUAUAAGGGCCCCGACGUUUUCGCUCUUUAAGCGGACCGGGGCCGCAAAAUCCCGGGCCCUUAUUUCCCGGCGGGGUCCCUUAUUAUUCUUGUUUGGUCCCUGGAAAUACUGGGGCCCACGUGGUCCCUGGAAAUACUGGGGCCAGCGUGGUCCCGUGAAAAACUAGGGCUGCGGUAUCAGAAGCGGCCCGGAAAGUAGGGGGCUUGGCCUUGGCCCUUCUUGUAGGCUGCUCCCUCCACUCCACUGCCAGCGCAGCGCCCCAAUGGCCUAUGCUAUGCGCGCCCGGUCCCGGUGUUGAGCCGCGCGAUUGCCACCAAGCUGCAGCUGGUCCCUCAGGCUUGGCGCAUCCUGCUGCGUCUUUCGUUUCUCUAUGUUGUUCUCCCGCUCUUGCCGCAAUACCUCGCGCCCGCCAGAGGUAGGCGCGCGAAAAACUGCCAGGCAACAGGAGCUUCGCGGCGCGCUUCCUCCUUCUGCGAUCCUCCCGCCCCCCUCAGGUGUUGCGCUCCUUUUUCGCUCCGCGGGCCGCUUUCGUUUUGACGUGCGUCAGCCUUUUGCGGCGGGCUUCGAAAGCCCUCGGGCGUCGCGUGGUUGAGGCUUGUUUCUCGGGGGUGUUGUGCGGUGGCUUAGUGUGUCGCGUUUGUGGCACCCCGGAGCUCUGCGCGCACGCGCUGUCGCCAACGCCGUUCGUCCCCGUCGGUUCUCGUCUGGUCCCGCUUGGGGGUAUUGGGAUUGGUUUUAGGUGUGCCGUGUGGGAUUGUCAUCGCCCAGUCACCGCGGGCGUCCUCGGGUCGCUUGGCGUGGUUCUUUGCGCUUCUCUCUUUCUCUCGUUGGUUGCUGGCUGUCUGUUGGUGUGUUCGCUUCUGCGGCUGUCUUCUGGGCUUCCUUGUCCUCUCUUGCGCGGCUUCAGGUUCUACCAUUCCUGGCAAUCUUUCAGCGUCUAUUUUGGCUCUCAUUUUUGUAGGCUUACACCUUUGGCCUCCCCUUGCUUCUGCCUUUUUUGUCGGAGUCCUUACCUUUUUUGUCGGGUCCUUUAUGUUCCCAAGCCUUCUGGUGCCGGUGCCCUCUCAGUUCUGGCCCAUGCAUCUCGGCCCCCCGUUUUUUUUAAAGGGACGAAAAGUACAGAACUAUGCUGAAGAUGGACCACUUCCCUGCUUAGGUCUAACAAGGAACAAAAGAGAAGUACGAAAGAAUCGCGCAGGAUCCAAACUUUGUGGGAAGCUUCGACGAUCGGGAUAUCAACUCUUUUCUUAUGGGGAUCCAUCAGUAGGAAGAGAUCAGGAAGAUGCCUGCUGUUGUUCAAGAACUCAUCUAGUAUUCAUCAUCCAUUCUCGCAUACAGCCUUCUAGUGCAUCUCUUCAUCCGUCUUUUCAUUCAUAGUUCCUCCUUUUACACUUGUUCCUUCAUCCAUCUCUUCAUCCAAAAAUCUUCUAACAAUUUUGGUGGAGUAACGAGUGCGGUGAACACGCCUGCCGAGAGUAUGGCACCGAUUUCGGCCAUUGAUUCAAUUGUGCAACGUCGAGCCAAAGGGAAAGGAAAAAAGGCGAAAGCGAAAGCAAAACAGCGGGAAAAGAAAAAUGUGGGAGCUGCCCUAUGGUCAUGUCGUUGAGAUAUAAUCAAGUAAGCUCAUCAUAAGGAGCAACGAUGAGGAACAUGUACGAUUCAGAUUAGAUCGUCGACCCAUGCUACAGUAUGAUGUGUUGAUUUAUCAAUGUUGCCAUGGCGAAGGCGAUGACUCCGUCUCAGUUCUUAUAGUUUCACACCAAUUAGAGUAGCGCUAAGGAUCGCUAUUGUCCGUUGGUCGGUACUAGGAGUAGAAGUCAGGAGCGCCCUUUUUUCCUAAUAAAAGUGCUCUAGAUUAUUUUCUAAGAUGACUUGUGCAUCAACUACAUUUGCUUUAGGACAUCAUGCUCAUCUUCCAGCUAUUUCUAAGACAAAACCGGAACACUGGAGGAGAUGAUCACUCUGAUGCUUCAACUUUGUCCAGUUCCUCUACGAGCACUACGUCUAUGAGCAGUGAGGGCAGACAGCAGCGUCAAAAGCUAAAAGAUAACAACUACGUCGAACACGCGGUGAGUGCUUCUGUUAAGGCUCGACUGAGACUGAGAGGAAUAUUAAUAAGAUAAUUUCGAAAAAGAAGGCUAACGAUGAUCUUCUCUUAAGAGUUGUUAAGAGGUUAUCAUUAAGUAUCAUUUUAGAUUUAGCUUGAUGCCGUUAGAAAGAAUGAAGAAUAGGAUAAGCUAGCAUAUAGCUGUACGGUGGUCACUAGCGGCCAUAUCAGCGGCACUCAUAUGACAACAUAUACGUAUUUGAGCAGACAAACAUGAUGAUGUGAGUUAAAAAAGUGGCUACUGUAAUAGACACUUUUGAGCUAAAAACAUCUGAAGAAGGUGACUAAGUUUUUAAACAUCUCAAGAAGGUGACUAAGUUUUUAAACAUCUGAAGAAGGUGACUAAGUAACCUCCUCCCAUAACAGAAAUUCGAGGCUUUUCCCCUUAGCAUAGUACGAGACUGUGCUGCAAAUCUUGAAUGGCUUUUGCCCGUAAAACGGCGAAGGUUCAGGUCCACUGACGCCCAGAGCACUCUAAAUAAACAGCCGGUUUGUUUUCCUCUUUCUACUUUUAGGCUAUCCCUUCCUGCGACAUCUAUUAUACGUAUUUGUGCUGGAAACAGAAGUGCUCGCAUUCUACUUCAUCAUUGCUGGUCCAGAAGUCCCCUUCUCGAAAGAGAAAAAAUACCUGAUGAACGUAGGCAUAAGUACGAAUCAACAUUAUCCACUCUCUAACAUAGGUAUGAACCAACAUUAUCCACAAAUUCCGAGAUUGACUGGCACAGGGAAAUCCCAGAAGCGACCUGGCUUUCGUGCAGGGCAAAAAAACUUGCGACAAUUGAAGAAAAAGAUUAAGCCUCCAAGAAAUCCAUCUUCUUCACAGGGAUCUUGCUUGGCCCCGUCUUUUUAAAGGGACGAAAAGCGGACCCAGCAAUGCUGCUGAAGAUGGAUCAUAAUUUCUCUUACGGUUCUAAAAAGAAGACACUGGCUGCAACAGUCCCCAGCGAUUCAUUCCAUCAAAGACCUGGGUCAAUUCACGCCUCUGUCCACCUCGAUGAUGAAGUAGGCGUUGCAGGUUUUAUUGCAGAAGAUGUCGUCCCGUCUUUUUUCUUAUGAAGAAACAGAAGGCAGAAGCACCACAAGCAUAUGUACCUCCUAUACAAAGCGCGAAAAGCACAUAAGCAAAAAGAACCAGUUAUUUUUUUCUCUCAUAGCCUAGGCUUAUCCCAAUACAGACUAGACACAGCACUACCUCACGAAUGCACCUCUAUCUCUCUUUUGCUCAGGACCAUUUUUUCUUCACGACUACACUCUCACUUAUCUCUGUCUUCACAGCCCUAAUUCCAGAUUACGACCUCAGUGUUCCUGCGACGCAUAGCUUCGUAAUCCAGGUGGAGCCGACAAUCCGUUCCAUGCGGCCAGAGCUAAUGUUAAGACGGCGCUCAAAGCACUAAAUAAAACAACCGGUUAGUUUUUACCUCUAGAGAUCUAGCCCUUUCAACACUAUAUCAUAAUAGCCUAGAAGUUAGGCUUUCGUCAUGCCUAUAAUACGCUUACCUUGUCGCAGGUGAGAUAACUCCUAUCCUAUCCUUGCUCCACCGCAAAUAUGAUAACUAUCUUCCCGCGUGGACCAUUCCGAGUGUUGUAGGUUGAGUUGCUGGCGUUAAUAUUGGCUAUGGACGAUCCAGCAGGCGCUGAAAGAAGGCAGAAUCUUCGUUCAAAGCACCAAAACGACCAAGAAAUGGCAAAAUUGGCUGGUUUGAAGCUUCCGGUCGGAACAACCGUAUUGAAGCCCAGUGUUGCCGUGCUCAAGAAAAACGAAGGAGGUAGUGCUGGAGGAGCUCUUGGAGUGGCAGGUCUUAAGGGAGCUACUUAUUAAUGAUCAAUAUUCACAGCUACUUGUUGAAGUUGCGUUGUCGUGCAACAAGUAGAGGAAACAUCAUGCGCAUCUGCUAGUGGAGUGCUAAGUACUUGUUCUAAAUCUGAAAAAAUGCUAGAGGAGAGCUUAGCAAAGGAAGCUCUCGUGACGGCAGAUAUUUUCUCCGACGAAGCGUCUGCCAGAAGCACUUUUUGCUCCGCGCAUUUUUAUCCUGACGAGUAUUAUGGACUCCCCGAAAUGAAAUUGUAUAUAAAAAUGCCAAUCCAUCUUCGGACAAGUCAUCUCAUCCCGGGAGCGACGUUUUCAAUCACGGGGAAAAGACACCCUCCAGGAAGGAUGCACUUGGAUGGAACUUGAGAAUGGUCGAAGGAUGCGCGACCUUGAGAUGGAAGAUCAUCGCUUCCUCUAAGAGUGUCAUGAAACUGAACUCUUCACGUUUCACGCGCGUCAACACGGCAACGUAGCUCUGCGAUAUCCAGCUGGAACAGCCGGCGCCCAUAGUGGAGCAGCGUCCUUGAGCCUGGUUUACAUUUAAGGCUAUAAUAGGUUUUAUUCGGUGUCGUGCGCUGACACCCAUAGAUACCACCCCUCCAGCACACUAUCAUCAAGGGGGAGCUUCUGACCUUCAUCAGUGCCUCAUAAUUAGUUUGUCUAUAAGUAUAAGGUCUACCUGAUCAUUAUUUGGCGUUUUUUCUUGAUCAGGUAGACCUUAUAGACAAAUAAUGACUUAUCGUCAGUUUUGAUCUAUGCUUUAGCAAACCUUAGAUCUCCCUUCCUGAUCAUGAUUAGUUUUGCUUUUUUUUAGAGGGAAAUAGAACAACGAAAAGACAUUAAAGGUAACGCGGUAAGCAGCUUAGAGACUGAAAUCCUACUUCUAACACAUGACGCGCUCUGAAUUGGAGAAAAUUGCAAGUGUUGCAGCAACUGCUGGCGGUGCUGGUGCUGGAGGAACUGAACUAAACGCGACCACUGCCUCUGUCACUACUGCUCCACAACUGGGUGUGAGCGAUCCCACCCUUUUGUUCGCAGGAGAGACCGGAGCGCGCAAACGCCGUAUCCUUAGCGGUACAUCACUUCUCUGUAAUAAGGAACAAAAAAGGAGUAACAUCACACGGAACUCCAACUCCAAGUCGUUCUUCGGGGGUGCCAAUUCCUCCAACAUGAAAAAAGCGGAUGUGGUCGACAAGGGAGCUGCUAACGGCACACGGACUGAGAAAACUACAACUACAUCGUCUAGUACCCCAACAACAUCUAGUACCCCGUCUGCUACUGCAACGACCAAAUCUGGUUCUUUAGAUGAAUAUCCUUCAUCUUCGAAGAGCACUAGCACUACAACUGUUCCUGUAAAAAGUGGAGGAAAUAAUCUUCAUAAUAUAGCAAUGAACAAGAACAUUAGAGCCGAAGGAGAGGCAGCGGCCUCUCCCUCUGUUACUAGUGCUGCGACGAAGAGAGUAACCUUCAACACGUCAGCUGUAUCUGAUGGAAAGAAAGAACAAGGAGCAGUGAAUGAUCCUCCAUCUCCUGCGAAAGAACGAUGUUCGAGAAGUUCAUCUAUUGAAGAUCGUAUUAAUGAUUCCCGAAAGUCAUCAAAGAGUAGCUCCUCCUGCGCGUCUUCGAUACUGAGCAAAAAGAAUACCGAGAUAGGUGACGAGGUAGCCAGGCAAUUCACUUUGUUACGCAAAAGCGCUGCGACUCAGGUUACGGCUUGGCCUAAUCCAUCCCCAAAAGCAUCUUGGGACUGUUCCAUAGGGGGCCCGAAAACGGCUUCAAGAUGAGUCUCAGGACCACGGAUUAGGGUCGUGAGGUCUAAACAGGAGGACAUCGCUAAGGACUUUCCUUUUGCGUUUCCUGAUCAUUUUGCUGUCCUGUGGGGACAAGAAGUAGUGGCGCGGUUUGUCGAAGGUGAGGGCACCAGAGGCUUCCGCAGUUCAACAUCAAUUAAGGAUGGUUUGUUUUUUAUUUGCUGUAAAAAAAAGAAUCACUUAAUAACUUUGGUCUUCCUCGGUCUAUCUCAUUUUUGUUGUUGUAUACCAUCAGAAGAGGCGGUGAAGGUGAACUGCAAUGAAGAAGUGGCUGGUUUCCAACGUCUUACUUUCAAUAACAAACAACACAAAGAAGAAGUACAUUCUUGUUGUCGUUGGUUGUCUGUAGUUUUCUUCAUUACUGAUAGUGUCCUCCACAUGCACAUAUGAUAAUAAUGAUAAUUACUGAUAGUGUAUGUGUCAUCUUCAAGGAUUCUAGGAUGUCAUCUUCAAGGGUUCUACAUCUAGUACUCAGGAUGUCUAUUUGCAAUUGCAAUACAGGCAAACGUAUAAGAACUAUAAUAAGCUGCUUCAUCUAAAAAUAGUACUAGUAGCAGCAGCAGCAAGACGAAGAGUAGCACAAGGGGCUCGUCUCCUCCAGGGUCUCGUGGGUCUACAGAUAGCUAUGGAACUCAAACGUCGAGCUCCUCUCGCAGUAGUAAUGGGAGCGGAAAAAAUUCUGCUGGAUUUCGCACUUCCUUUUUGGACAAUCUGAUUAAGGCUUGGAGGUGGCAGAGAGAUCUCGCACUUUCUUUUUGGACAAACUAGUAUUCCAGGUUGUACACGUACUAGACGUACAAGAAAGAUGCGAACACCCUCGCUCUAAUUCGACCCUCUGCGACGUUGCAGACGGAAAGCCGAUGUUCAAGCUGGCGAGCCUAAAUUGGAACAAAAAGUUGGCACAUUAUCAUGCGCGCGAAGGCAGCGCUUGUCGAUUUUUAGUGCCUUGCGUGGCUUCGUGCCAGAGCGACACGCCAGAGCAAAUCGAAAACAAGCGACAAGAAAGUGCGUGGCUUUUUACAGCGAGUAUAGUGCUAUGGCUCAAUACGGUUCAUUUUCACAAUCUUUUUUUGUAGGUCGAGCGACUUCCGUUAAGAACCUACCCAUUUCUCCCUGUUUCCUUCUUAGGAUUGGGAGAAGUGCAAUGGUAAAAGAUGGACCGCUUUGCGCUCUAAUAGUAGAAGUUAGCACUGGUGGAGCAGAUGAACGUCGCAAAGGUGGUGCUGCGUGGAAUGCGAAGGUGGUCCGGACAAUCGGUCGCCUACUCGUCACAGCACCAGAACUAGAAGACGCGUUUGAUGUCGACGGAUCAGCAAAUACUAGCGCCGUCUCGAAUGUAGUUGAUGGAUCGAUGUUUUAUGGCCACUUACUUAGGUGCUAUAUUUAUUAUCUUUGUACUGUUUCCCCGUCUCUCUGAGGUGUGCUGCAAAUCUAGAUUGGCUUCUCCCUUUCUAUAAGGUUGAGGCUUAGGUCGAGCGGCGCUCAAAGCACUAAUUAAAGCAACCGGUUAGUUUUUACCUCUUGAGAUCUAGCCCUUCCAGCAAUAUCUUUGUAGAUGUCGACUAGUAUAUUAGUUUUCACCUCUAUCCCUAGGCUUAUCCCUUCAACAAAUUAUCUCUGGAGAUGUACUAGUAGUAGUAGUUGAUGUAGUAGUUGAUGUAGUAGUUGAUGUAGUAAUUGAUGUAGUAGUUGAUGUAGUAGUUGAUGUAGUAGUUGAUGUAGUUGUUGAUGUAGUUGUUGAUGUAGUAGUUCUUGAUGUAGUAGUUCUUGAUGUAGUAGUUCUUGAUGUAGUAGUUCUUGAUGUAGUAGUAGUUGAUGUAGUAGUUGAUGUAGUUGUUGAUGUAGUAGCUGAUGUAGUAGUUGAUGUAGUAGUUCUUGAUGUAGUAGUUGAUGUAGUAGUUGAUGUAGUUCUUGAUGUAGUAGUUGAUAGGCCGCCCAGCACUUCUUCGCUACAGGAGGAUGCUUGCGUCGAGGGUUAAAAAUUAUCGCAUAGUCACAAGGUUCUUCUAAGAGUCAUAUUGUUAUGUGGCGCUCACCGCUUCGCGGUUAUCUUCUGUAGAGGAAGUUUAUUUAUUCAGUAUUUCAGAGUAAAGAAGAAGUGGACAUCUGGGAUUGAAUGCCAGAGACUGAGCGUCAUAAAGUGCAAGAACGCGUGGCACAAACAUCGGCUCUUAUCAAUUUUUGGACUUUCCCCCGCUUUAAUUAUAACAACAUAGUGCAAGAAAUAAACGCAUAGUCACGAGGUUCUUCUAAGAGUUAUAUUCAUCCGCAAGAGAAGACGCUGUGUCCAGUGGGAGUAGUCUGAAGCAUCUGCCUCGCGAGGAGAGUAGUGCCUUUGUCGGAGUGAGCAAGGUCGAUCGCUUGAACGAACUGUUAUUAAGGCCAUCUCGUCCACAAGCAUCUUACUUAGUUACGACUGUGUGUUUGUUCCCCUUGAGUCUCAAGAUUUAGGGUUAGGGUGCGCUCUAACGUGAGAUCAGCACAGAGACGAGGAUGCAGAAAGAGCAUGGGCAGAAUCGGAUGCGAGCGGUGAGGUCAGUACAACCACGUCAGCGAUGGGGCUGGGGCCUGCAGCGGUGAAAACGGAUCCAGUUAUGCUACUCUCCUUGAAGAUCGUGUCUACGAGCCUCGCCAAACUAUAAGUUUUCUAACCUCUCCUCCAUUAACAUGCAUUACAAUCAUGACCACUUGAAAUUGAAAAUCAAAAUGAAAAUGCUCUCUGUUUUUCAUUCUACUCCCUCCUUCUCCUUACUAUUGAUGUUUUUCCUUUUUUCUAACUCUUUUUACUCAUAGUCAUACUCCGUCUCCUGCUUACUAUGUCUUGAUCAUGCUUCUUCUUCGUCUAAUCCCUCCGAACUAAAACGGACCACUGUGCUCGGGGAGGAAGCUGUGAGUCUUUUGCUUGACGAACUUGGCUUCAUGGACCAAAGAGUUUUAGACGAGUUGCCCGUUGUUAAGGCUAUUGCAAUUGCAUUUAUCAAAAUCGGCAUCAUGAUCGAUCUCGGGUUCUCCAUUUUUUGAAUACUUACGUCAAAAGGGUCCAGCACGAUGCCUUCAUCAAGGAUCAUGCAACUACCAAGUUCUUGGGUCUUACACCACACAUGUUAACAAUGCUAACAUUACCUUACAGCGACGCCGCAAAAUCAAGGUCUAUCAAACGGGAGGAUUUGAGGUGUACGUUGACCUGGAGAGCUACGAAGGGGCUUCGAAAGUCGCCUGUACGGCCUUUGCUCUGUACAUUUUGCAGGUGGUGCAGUGGAUGCAUUGAUGAAACUGCACCUUCCACAGCAGAUUCUGCAGUGGAUGCAUUGAAAAAUUCUUCGUUUUUCUCACUGAUCAUGUGUGAUUCCAAGAAAUCAGUUGAAAACAGCAUCACUGGCUACAGGAAGUAGAUGUUGAGCAGUAGUUUCGCAUGAACAAG